Messenger RNA from Sapajus apella (tufted capuchin), 4109 nucleotides. RefSeq names its product transmembrane protein 248 (gene TMEM248). The transcript has 7 exons. The coding region runs from base 145 to 1080 and encodes 311 amino acids. The record is from RefSeq and is a predicted model, not a curated record. NCBI's taxonomy places the organism in Eukaryota, Metazoa, Chordata, Mammalia, Primates, Cebidae.
GAGGAUGGUGCCGAGCGGCCCCGGGCCCGCCGCGCGCUGCCAGGAGUGAGCCCAGCGCGUCCGCGGGCGUCCGCCGAGCAGCUGGCCCGACCGGGUCCGGGGCGCGCCGCUGCCCGCCGAGGCGGGGUGGAGCUGAUCAGAAUAAUGUUUAGCAUCAAUCCCCUGGAGAACCUGAAGGUAUACAUCAGCAGUCGGCCUCCCCUGGUGGUCUUCAUGAUCAGCGUGAGCGCCAUGGCCAUAGCUUUCCUGACCCUGGGCUAUUUCUUCAAAAUCAAGGAGAUUAAAUCACCAGAAAUGGCGGAGGAUUGGAAUACUUUUCUGCUACGGUUCAAUGAUUUGGACUUGUGUGUAUCAGAGAACGAAACGCUAAAGCAUCUCACAAACGACACCACAACUCCGGAAAGCACCAUGACCAGCGGGCAGGCCCGAGCUUCCACGCAGUCCCCCCAGGCCCUGGAGGACUCAGGCCCGGUGAACAUCUCAGUUGCAAUCACCCUCACCUUGGACCCACUAAAACCCUUCGGAGGGUAUUCCCGGAACGUCACCCAUCUGUACUCAACAAUCUUAGGGCAUCAGAUUGGACUUUCAGGUAUGUGGUAUCAGGCUUAUCCUGUUGAAGUUUUCAUUGCUAACUUCACAUCUUCUAUUGCUGUUAGUUUACAGAUGUUUUCAGUGGCUGUUAUGACUCAGGUCACUGAGCAUGUGUCUUUCCUCCUCCUCUUCCCCUACAGACAGCCACCGCACUGUGUACCCGACACGUACAGCAAUGCCACGCUCUGGUACAAGAUCUUCACAACUGCCAGAGAUGCCAACACAAAAUACGCUCAAGAUUACAAUCCUUUCUGGUGUUAUAAGGGGGCCAUUGGAAAAGUCUAUCAUGCUUUAAAUCCCAAGCUUACAGUGAUUGUUCCAGAUGAUGACCGUUCAUUAAUAAAUUUGCAUCUCAUGCACACCAGUUACUUCCUCUUUGUGAUGGUGAUUACGAUGUUUUGCUAUGCUGUUAUCAAGGGCAGACCUAGCAAAUUGCGUCAGAGCAAUCCUGAAUUUUGUCCUGAGAAGGUGGCUUUGGCUGAAGCCUAAUCCCACAGCUCCUGUUUUCUGAGAGAGACUGAGAGAACCAUAAUCCUUCCCUGCUGAACCCAGCCUGGGCCUGGACGCUCUGUGAAUACAUUAUCUUGCGAUGUUGGGUUAUUCCAGCCAAAGACAUUUCAAGUGCCUGUAACUGAUUUGUACAUAUUUAUAAAAAUCUAUUCAGAAAUUGGUCCAAUGAUGCACGUGCUUUGCACUGGGCGCAGCCAGAGCCCUUCAUCCCUGCCCUGGACUUGUGACCUGGUGAUUGUGUCCACGCAUCUCUAGAGAAGGAUUCCUGGGUCUAGCUGUGUGGCAGCUGGUCAUGACGUUUUCACCAAGGUCACAGGCGCGUUGUGUCGCUGGUGGGGUUGAAGUUUGGUUUGGUUCGGUUCUUGUUUCAGCCGGAUAUGUAGAGAACGUUUGAAACAGUCUGCACCUUUGAUAUGAUACUGCAUUUCCAAAGCCACCAAUCCAUUUUGUGGAUUUUAUGUGUCUGUGGCUUAAUAAUCAUAGUAACAACAAUAAUAUCUUUUUCUCCAUUUUGCUUGCAAGGAAACAUACCUGUUUUUGUUUUUGUUUUUUUCAAAUUAAAAAUAAAAUAGUCACAUUUUAAUAUCACGCUAGUUAGGACAGACUUGUGCUUUUAUCCUGAGUAGAAAGUUAAAUAUUUAAGUCACCUACAUGGCAAAGAUCUAAGAUUCAUUUUCCACAAGGAUGACAAGGAACCUGGUCUUGUUGGAUUUGGCACAGAAGGUUCUACUGUCUUUUCAUCCACUCUUGCCCCUUCCUUCUGUUACCAGAGUUAAUGCAGCCUCUUCACUCACAAGGGCUUCAAAAUGUAAGUGGCUUUCGAGUUAGAGUGACCAUUCACUGUUCUGCUUUCUGCAAUGCAGGUGACAGUAUGGAAAGAAAGAAUGAUGAUUUGGUCUAAUAGUAAAGGGUUUCUUUUUUUCUUUUUCUUUUUUUUUUUAAAGAGUGGGUGGAUUUCCUCCUUUUUGUUUUGCUUUUAUUUUUAUGCAACUAACAUCUUAAGAAGGAAAGCAGCUAAUAGAUUAGUAACAUGAAAACGAUGCCUAUGAAAUUUGAAGGAAUGUAGUUCUGAUUUGCCAUUUAUCAGAGAAGACCAAAAGCAUUUUUCUUAUAAAUUUUUUUCUUGUUUUUGUUUUGUUUUGUUUUUUGAGACUGGGUCUUGCUCUGUCUGCCGGGCUGGGGUGCAGUGGUGCAGUCACAGCUCACUGCAGCCUUCAACUCCAGGGCUCAAGCCGUCCUCCCACUUUAGCCUCCUGAAUAGCUGGGACUACAGGUGUGUGCCAUCAUGCCUGGCUAAUAUUUAAAUUUUUUGUAGAGACAGGGUCUCACUGUUGCCCAGGCUCACCUGGAACUUCUGGCUUCAAAUGGUCCUCUCACCUCGACCUCCCAAAAUCCUGGGAUUCCAGGCAUCAGCCACUGAGCUCAGCCCUCUUAAAUCAUUUUGCUUCAUUGUCUAGUUCCUCUUGUCUCUUUUUCCUUCUAAAUCCUUAUUCAUUUAAGCAGAAUGUGCAUUAUCUUUUCCAGUCCUUUCUUAUUAGUUGUAUUCUUACUGUUUUUCUUAUUAACUUUUUGCCUUAAUAGCUCAUUGUCAUUAAUGACUUCUUUGUUCUCCCAGGCAGUGUUAGAACAGAAGGGCAAUUAAAACCUUGGACAUGACCAUCAGUACUUGCUUUCCUUAACUGUAGGCUUGUAGUCUGUUCUAAAUCAGGAUUAGUUCCUGCAGUCUGAAAUACAUUGGCCUAGAACCUUUCAUCCCAGGCAUUUUUGAAUGGAAAACAGUUGCGGGCUUUUAUUGAAGAUUGUUAAUCACUGUAGUAACUUGAUAUGUUAGUAUUCCUUUUUUUCCUUUUAGGAUUUUUCAAGCACAGUAAUUGUACUGUCUAUCCAGUUUCUUUGUAUGAUACAAGUUGCUUACACGAUGCAUGGCUAGCUUGUUAAUUUAGUUUUCUCCUUAGAGACUUUGAGACCCUUAGGAGACAAGAUUAAGAAAGAGCCACGUGGCUUGGCUCUAGAAACGGCAUUAUCAUUAGGACUGUCAGAUCCUAGAUUAAGCUGCUGCUGAAUUAGUAAAAUCCCAGUGAAGCAGAGUUACAGGGAUAGAUUUAUAGCUGGCAGAGCAGUAACAAAGGAGACAGUGAAAAAGCCAAUUUCACUGGUUCGCUCAAUCCAGCUUGUUGCUAAUGUUAAUUACCCUUGUUUUAAUGACAGGGAGUGGCUGGAAUCUGUAGCCAGGGGAGGAGCGACGCUGUUAAGUGUGAGGAAAGGAAGUGCCAAAAAUGCCUGGACAGAUGGCUUAUCCCAAGGCCAGGACACACACUUUAAAAUCCAACAUUCACCUCAGCAAGUGCUUCUCAAAGAUCUUACAGAAACGCAGAGUCAAUCAGGUUUGUAAAGGAAGGCUGUGGGGAGAGAAGAGGCCUGGGGGCCUGGGUGAAGAGGCCUAGGACCUGAAGAGACUCCCACCGAGUCUCAGGAAGCUCAGGGGACCUGUCACCAUCUGGGCACUUCCCAGGCUCAGCACUCAGCCGGAGUUUGCUGGUGGACCUCAGGAUUCCAAGGGUGCGACAGAUGGGGUGCGCUUGCCUGCCGUUCAGGGCAGCCUCGUGCAGGAGCAGCGGCUCACCCUCAGGCAUCUCGGAUUGGAGGGCCAGCAAAAGGUCAGCAACUUACUCCUAAAAUGAUUGUUUCAGAUCAUAUUGAUCUCUUUCCUUUUUCCUUUUGUCCUUUCACUGUAUGACUUGAAUCAGUUUUGAUUCUCUUUGUAAGUGUUUCUUGUUGUCGGGCACCUGCCACGUCUAUUGCGUUUUCCUCGGCAGCGUGUAGGGCUUCAGCUUCCUGGGUUUUCACCCUCCUGCAGGCACUGUGGGGUCCUGAGGGCCAGCGGGUCCAUUUCACCUCUUGCUGCAUGAUGGUCAGUAGCUGAUCUGUUAGGCAUUCGCUUCCAGGUUAAGUUUCCGUGUUUGAAGUAUGUGCAUAUGUGCUUUACAGAAUAAAAACAUCUGAAUUUA